UCUCAUUGUGUUCUGACUUAUGAAUAAAAUCGGUCAAGCCCACGACUAAAACGCGCUUAACGAAAAUAUUCAGCAGAAUGACAUGGCUGUUACUGUGGACUUUUAUACUUCAAUAUGUAUUAAUAAUAAAUGCCACGAGUAUCUUUUCCGUUGUGGGACCCGACACCAUACGAUCCAACACCAAUUAUGAGGUUUCCGUUACCCUGCAUGAGUCUGAUAGACCUUGUCAAAUAAAGGUCAGCGUAGACGGACCCUGGGCCAAAACCUAUCAGAUCAGUAUUCAGCCCUUGUCCACCUACUUGCUGUCCUUUGAUCUCCCCAAACUACCAAGUGGUGAUUACCAGCUUGUGGCUGAGGGAGUCGAGGGCAUCGUGUUCAGGAAGUCCACCAAGCUCACCCUCUCCGAGGACAAGGCCUCGAUCUACAUCCAGACGGACAAGGCCACCUAUAAGCCGGGCGACCUCCUACAGUUCAGAGUCCUCUUCCUGGACAGGGAUACGAAGCCCGCCAGGAUCGACAAGCCCAUUACGAUCGAGAUCCACGACGGGGACAAGAACCGCAUCAAGCUGUGGAAGGAGGUCAAGCCGACCAAAGGUGUUUUCUCCGGAGAGCUCCAACUGUCCGACCGCCCCGUGCUGGGAAACUGGACGAUCGCAGUUGCAGUGCAGGGCGAGGGCAAGGAGACCAAGGUCAUCAAGGUGGACAAGUACGUGCUGCCGAAAUUCGGGGUCAGGAUCAGGACUUCCGGGGACGUGGUGGCCGCCAAUGGGCUUAUCGAGGCUACCAUUUUUGCCAAGUACUCCUUCGGCAAGCCGGUAAAGGGCACUGUUACCGUCUCGAUCGAGGGCGGUUGGAGUGAGAGGACUGUCGCCAUCGACGGGAUGGUCAACGUGGAGCUCCCGUUUGACUCCACCGAGAAGUCGCCGCUGAAAGUUGUGGCCACCGUGACCGAGGAGCUCACGGACCUCAAGCAGAACAGCUCCGCCUAUGUGACUCUUCAUCAGAAUCGCUACAAACUUCUGCCCGACGGUUGGCCGCAGAACUUUAGGCCAGGACAGAACCUUUUCUUCCGCGUUGCCGUCUCAAAUGUGGACGGUUCGCGGGUCAUGGACUCGAAGAGCAACGUUAGAUUUCACUUUGAUUGCUGUGGAGUUACAAGAAACACCGAGAAUCCCAUAGCUAAAAGUGUGGCCAUCACGAGAAUGGUAUUCCCCGAUACUCUGUGCGGAAAAUGCCAGGUAACUGCCACAUUUGGAGGAGCACCGGCCAUAACCCAAUCUAUAACAAAGCUCGAAAAGUCACUUAGGAUUGAGGUAAAUGAUAGGAAGCACAAAGAGGGACAGUUGGUUGAGGUGCAGGUUAUAUCCUCUGAAUACCUACCGCACUUUAUGUUUACGAUUGUCGCUCGGGGAAGGAUCGUCUUUAACAAGUACGUUCAAGUGGCUGGGGAAGUUCAAACCCAGAGCCUCACUUUCCGAUCCAAUUUCGAUUUGGUGCCCCAAGCCACGCUUUUUGUGCACUACGUUGUGAACGGGGUAAUGCGCUUCGACGAAAAAACCAUCGAAAUCGAGAAGGUCUUUGGAAAUUCAAUUGAAAUCGAAGUGCCUAAGAGUGCAGAGCCGGGCGAUUUUGUGAAUCUGGCAGUGAAAACCAAUCCCUAUUCCUUUGUAGGCCUCCUGGCAGUGGACCAGAGUGUCCUGUUUUUGAGCUCUGGUAACGACCUCAGCCACGAACACAUACUCAACGAUCUCGGCAAGUACGCGUCAACCAGCAUGGUGACCCUAACCAAUGCCAACAUAAGCUCCAAUCAAAACUGGGGUCCCUGUACCUCUGAUAGUGAAUCAUGCGGUGUUUUCAGUCGAUCGCUUUUCAAGGCUAGUUCUUCGAAUCAAGGAAGACCCCCAGCUCCUUCGCAGCCUGUGCAGAAGAGCAGUGCGCAAGGUUCACCUCCACCAAUUCGUCAGGAGUUCCCUGAAACCUGGCUGUUUAUGAACAUAACUGAAGUGGGUCAAAACGGAGUUGCAAUGGUGCAUAAGAAGGUCCCCGAUACCAUUACCUCCUGGGUAGUAACUGGCUUUUCCCUGAACCCCGAUUCGGGCAUUGCCACGACCAAGGGUCAACCUAAACUCCGUGUGUUCCGGCCAUUCUUCGUAUCCAUAAACCUGCCGUACUCCGUGAAGCGAGGCGAAGUUAUUUCUGUUCCAGUGGUGGUGUUCAACUACUUGGGUAAACCUGUGGAGGCGACGGUUACAAUGGACAACUCUGACGAGGAGUACGAAUUCUCCGAAGUCGUCAACGAGAACGAGGCGAAGGAGGUGCUGGAGAGGCAGAGGACCAAACGACUCUGGAUACCGGCCGACACCGGCAGGAGCCUCACGUUCAUGAUUCGCACCAAGAGGGUGGGACUGACCACACUGAAGAUCACCGCGUCUUGUCCUGUUGCCCAGGACACCAUUCACCAGAGGCUAAAGGUGGAGGCCAAUGGCGUGACCAAGUACGUCAACAAAGCCAUUUUAGUCAAAGUGAAUCGGUUGCAUCGCCGGAGUGUGGGACCCUUGGAGAAAACGCUGCAGGUGGAGCUUCCCACGGACAUUGUGCCAGGCUCCGAGGUCAUAGAGUUCGAAGUGGGUGGUGACCUUCAGGCACCCGUUAUCGAGCACCUGGACAAUCUGGUUAACUUGCCCAACGGCUGCGGUGAGCAGACAAUGAUCAACUUCGUGCCCAACAUCCUCGUGCUGCGAUACCUGCAGGUUACUCGUCGCAACGCCCCCAGCAUCGAAGCGCAGGCCAGGAAGUAUUUGGUCACUGGCUACCAGAGAGAGCUGACCUUCAGGAAAGGGGAUGGCUCCUUCAGUGUCUUCCAAUCCUCUGCAAGCAGCACUUGGCUGACCGCCUAUGUGAUCCGCUCCUUCCACAUGGCUGCCAACUUUACCUACAUCGAAUAUAAUGUCGUGACAUCUGGGCUAGACUUCCUUGCCUCCAAGCAACAAGGAAAUGGCGAGUUUCCCGAAAAUGGCGCCUUAUACAGUGAGAUUAAGAAUCCCCUGGCCUUCACCUCCUACGUCCUGCUAACCUUCUUUGAGAACACUGAGCUAAGGGCAAAAUACCAGCGUGUGAUUGAUAGGGGACUGCAAUUUGUGGUCAACAGGGUGGACCACUCAGACGACCAGUUCUCAAUGGCCAUCGCCGCCCUGGUCCUGGCCAUGGCCAGGCACCCCAAAGUCGAAUCCGUUCUGGCCCGGCUGGAGAGCAUGGCCCGGCGGAAGAACGACCUCAAGUGGUGGUCCAAAAGUGAACGCUCCGUUGCCAGCCACGACGUCGAGCUGACCUCCUAUGUGCUGCUCGCCAUGCUGGAGCACGGCGUGACGGACUCGCCCAUGCCCAUUGUCCAGUGGCUGGUUGCCCAGCGCAACAGCAACGGGGGCUUCGGCUCCACCCAUGACACGGUCGUGGGCCUGCAGGCCCUGACCAAUUUCGCACUGCAAGCCAUAAUGACCUCCGCAGAUAUGGACGUUGGCUACACCGUUUCGAAAAACGGAAGGCGGUCCAUCGUCAAGGUCACACCCGACAAGGCGCUGAAAGUGCAGACCCACGAGCUCCCAAGUACUACCCGAGAGGUCCACGUCUCGGCCACGGGCAGUGGGGUCUCCUUGGUCCAACUCUCGUCCCGCCACAACGUGGAAACCGAGGAGGCAAGGCCCAGUUUCAAGCUGGCGACCACGGUUAAGAAUUCGCCCAAAAACCGUCUCGAGCUCAAAAUUUGCUUCGAAUACACUCCCGUUGAGGCGAGUGACAUGGGACAGCCCUCCAACAUGGCAGUCAUGGAGGUCCAACUGCCCUCCGGCUACAUCGCCGAUGACGAAGACCUGGCCAACACCAAGUCCGCCGCCGCAGUGAAGAUCGCGGAGACGAAGAAGGACGACACCAUGGUGGUCGUCUACUUCGACAGCCUGAGGCCUGGUGACCCCAAAUGCGUGAUGGUGACAGCAACUCGCGUUCACGCGGUGGCCAUGCAUAGGCCGUCCUACGUCGUCCUCUACGAUUACUACGUCCUGGAGCGCCGGGCUACCCAGUUCUACUCGGUUAGCACCUCCCUAUGCGAAAUCUGCCAGGAAGCCGACUGCGGCAGUGGCUGCUGAGAGGUUCAAUGAGGAAUCAGACUUCAAAUGAUAAUCAACUCUCUUUUUUAAAAUAAAUACAAUUUUAUAUUAAAUACA
Molecule: messenger RNA, 4217 nt
Organism: Drosophila elegans
Lineage: Eukaryota; Metazoa; Arthropoda; Insecta; Diptera; Drosophilidae
Product: CD109 antigen-like
Exons: 8
Coding region: 78-4139 (1353 amino acids)
Cellular component (GO): extracellular region
Molecular function (GO): endopeptidase inhibitor activity
Source: RefSeq, a predicted model, not a curated record